AUGGACGCCUAUCCCGAAGACUACGUCAACCACAACCUCCCCUUGAUCCUGCUUUCGGGGCUCGAGGCAGGCUCUGAAGAUGGCCCCGGUUCUUCUGUCGAAUAUCCACUUCUUUCUGAGAGGGGUCACAAGAUCUUCUCGGAUUUCCCCCUGUUGAGCGGGGCUGUUGCGGAGGACUUGGGCAGAGUGCUCUUGGAGGAAGAUGCAUCCAACAUGCCCUGGAGGGCGGGACUAGGCUCAAAUGGUAGCUCUGCAUCGCCGCACAUAGGUUACAGGAUCAAGAGCACUGGCCGUUCGUAUCAACUUCCCCCGCGAAAGGCAGACCCUCCUUUGCAUUUGUCUCCUAGAAGCUCAAUAGCCGAUUCCGAUGCCGAUGUUGCGAGCUCUGCCACGCCCUUUGCCCUCCACUCGCCCAUCUCACCCUUGACACCGAGCUCCCCCACAUUUCCAGAUGGCUUGCUCACUCCGCUGUGGGUGACGAAACACCAAGAUAUCGUUCCUGCGGCAGUGAUCAACUUCUUUCCUUUGUCUCUGGACCCAAAUAUGAACUCGCUGCGCGACAACCAACUGAAGAUCGAGAUUAAUAGUCUUAAAAAGGAGUGGUCGUCGUCUGGCUUCAAAACGCGCUUCUUGACUGUCUUAAUAUCCGAGGAAGGUGACGGGGGAUAUAUGGGUGAAAUCGAUGAUCGUGUGGCAAGCAUUCGGCGAGCAACCAAUUUGGAUCAAAAGUCUAUAUUUGUGAUUCCUCCCGACGCGACGUCAUCCGAGCUUAAAGACUUUGUCAAGUCUUUGUUCUCUCUCUUGCAACCAUCUGUCGCGGAAUACUACAGGGACCUGUCUAAGCAUGCUCGGCGCAAACGGAACCGGAGCAGCAUCCCUCCGCCGACUGCGCCACCGACAACCGGUACAUCGCAGACGCUCUCAUUACAAGGGUGGAAUGUACGCUAUGAGUUUAAGCUCGGCAUCUUCGCCGAGUUCCGCCAAGAGAUGGAUGCUGCUUGUCGCAACUACGAAAGUGCGUACGACACGUUGUUUGGCCAAGAGGUAUUCGAAAAUAUCGCAGGCUGGAGUGCGCGCUUCAAUGAUGCGCGUUUGUUGGGUGAUGCGCUCGCCAUUCGAAUUAUCCGCUGUUUGCUUUGGACGGCCCAGACCACUGCAGCAACGCGUUUUUGGGCUGAUCACAGGCUUCGGACGAAAGAUAUUGUGAAUCGCAGAGGCAGAGGUAGCAAAAAUUAUGGGUGGGAAGCGUGGGAGGCGCGGUGGUCAAUGGUCAUGGCUCAGCUCAUUCGCCGCGCAGAGACAUCCCCGGCAGUAACGGAGGGUUCUACCGACCGAGUACCGGAGGUAUCGAUAUUCACCGCGCCGGAGAAAUCCAUCCCAAGAAACGAGCGAGUAAACCCGUGGGAGCAACUGCAUCACGAGGGAUAUUGGCUGUACCGCUCAGCCAAGCACUCAAUGGCCCGUCGAGCUCUUGCCUUGCAGAUUUCUAAUGAAGAUCGGAUUCCCCCUGGUCAAUCUCCUGCCUCGCAAAUUGCAAACAAAUCUUAUCUGUAUGAUACCUAUCUCGCCCCAGAGACCCACGUGGAGAGCCCUCCGUCAGGACAGGCUGGGUUUGAUCAUUCAGAAUUGAUUCUGAGCACAAUGAAGGCCGCUCUUGAGGAAUUCUCGAAGCGACACCAAACACGGCAGGUGGAGAGGCUCAGUCUUGAGAUUGCCCAAGAGUACAUUCAUAUUGGCUCGUGGUCCGAAGCAUAUCAUGUCUUGCAACCAUUAUGGUCAACCCUCAGCUGGCGCCGUGCUGGUUGGUGGAGGCUGAUGGAAACCUUUGGAUGGGCUUUGAGAGAAUGUGCCUUGAACUUGAAAGACAGCGAGACUCUUUUGCGGGUCGACUGGGAGCUACUCAACAAAGUAUUCUCGCCGAGACCUUCGUGGCAUUAUGACAUACAUCAAAGCCUCGAGAGCUUCCCCUCCGAGAAGCCGAAGCCUUCUGUUGUUCUUCGGGCUGAAGACGUCAUGACCAGCUUGACCGCAUCUCUCGUUUUUGAAAAGUCCGAAGGCAAUGUCGGGGAACCUCUGCAGGCCCAACUCGUCAUUUCAUCAUGUGCUCAACAAGAAUCUGCCCCGAUCAAGCUUUCCGAGGUGAAACUUGUCUUCGAGGGGUGUCUUCGCCCAGUGAAACUUCAAUCUGAUCAGGAUCAAUGCUCCGACACGACUACCCCAUCUUGCAUCUCGGACGUAUCACUCCGUGAACCUAGCAGCUCGGACGACCCUAGCGUUCAGUCCCCAACAGGCGGUUUGGCGACACUGAUUGGAAUUGCGGACUUGACAAUUGGACCUGGUCAAACUAAAGUUUAUAAUCUUGCCUGCAUUCCUCGCGAAGCUGGGGAGAGUCUUGUUGCUUCUAUAGCGAUGCUCGUCGACGGAGAGAAGUUUGACCUCGCCUACGUGAUCACCGAGUAUGACUUGCAUGAGUCUUAUUGGUGGCAGCAGACCAAGAAAGGCCCUUCUCGCAGAAGAGUCGGCAAGGACCGAGAUACCGGCAGGUGUAAGAUCUUGCCGAAGCCGCCUAAGAUUCGCAUCUCGACCCCCAAUCUCAAGGAGACUUACUAUACUAAUGAACGUGUGGUUCUUCAAAUCGGUCUUUACAACGAAGAAGAUGAGGGCGCCGAUGUGUCUGCGGAAAUCCGACUCUUCAGCAGCCCGGAGUCAACCACCAGACUCCAAUGGCAGGACGGAGACCAAGGCUCCGAGCCCCUGGAAUCGGGAACAAGCACCCCGACAGAAGGACCAUCCCACUUUCUGAAGCGGAGUAUCGGAGUUAUGGGGCGGUCUUCCGACAACAAUCUCACCAUUGUGUUGGCCGACACUCAGGAUGCGGCGAAAUACACCCUGGAGAUCUCUGCCGUAUAUCACCUCGUCUCUGAUGUCCAAACCCCUAUCAUCAAGACCAUCGCGGUCGACCUUUCUUUCGUGCGACCAUUCGAAGCCAACUAUGAAUUCUUACCUCGCGUUCAUCCCCAACCGUGGCCGAAUUUCUUCACCGUCGAUGAUAACUUGCUACGCAAGGACGCUGAAUCCACGCCGGGUGGUUUAUCACAGCGAUGGUGCCUCAAUUCGAAGGUGGUCUCCUUCGCUUUGGAGCCUCUUAUCAUCGAAAAGAUGUCUUUAAAGCUUCUCAGUUUAGGCGCUGGUUCUGUAUGCAAUGUCGAGUCCGAGGCCCUCGUCAGCCCAGAGACUCCACACAUCGCGCCAGAAGAGCUGCGGGAGUCCAAUUUCCUCCUGGACGUCCAGAAGCUAACUCUGGGUGAUCGCGUUCCGACUCCUCUCAACUUUGCACUGGAAAUUGACUGGCGCCGGCGUUCAUCUGAUGAUAGAACUUCCAACGAUGUCACCACGAGUAUCCUGGACAUCCCCCGCUUCAUUGUCCCCAUGGGCGAACCCCGAGUCCUUUGUUCGGCAUCACCCUCCAAUACCCUAUCGGGACUGAUUCACCUUGAGUACACUCUGGAGAACCCUUCUACGCAUUUCCUCACAUUCAACUUGAUGAUGGAAGCCAGCGAGCACUUUGCUUUCAGUGGGCCCAAGACCACCGUCGUCCAGCUCGUGCCUUUGAGCCGUCAUACGGUACGGUACAAUAUCCUAGCCGCGAAACGUGGGCUUUGGAUCCAACCUCAGCUUGUUAUUGUCGAUACAUACUUUAACAAGACUCUUCGCGUUCUUCCAACCGGAGAAAUGCGUGCAGACAAGAAAGGGAUCUUAGUAUGGGUUGAUGCGGAAGAUUAA
Molecule: messenger RNA, 3783 nt
Organism: Penicillium cinerascens
Lineage: Eukaryota; Fungi; Ascomycota; Eurotiomycetes; Eurotiales; Aspergillaceae
Exons: 4
Coding region: 1-3783 (1260 amino acids)
Source: RefSeq, a predicted model, not a curated record